UUUCAGUGCAUCAAAAGCACCAACGGGAAUUAGAAACGCUUGGAUGGAAAUCGGGCGAGUGUUUAGAACUGUUUUUGGUUUUAUAUGAAACUGGUGAUUAGUUCAUCUGCGAGGACCUUUCUUAUUUCCCCUUAAAGAUUUUAAUAAGGAGUACAUUUCCCCCCCGGAAGGUUGCAUGGUAUGAGCGGUUUCCCGGAGUGAAUUUUCAGAAACUCUCAACUCAAUCUCUUAUUUCUCUCUUCAAGUAUUCCUAAAUCUAAAUGGAAUUAGUUGAGUCUGAAGCCGCUUGUGAAAGGAACAGACAUGGUACAUGGGCACAGCUUCCAUCACGUUGUUGCAAGUCUUCUCAUACUUGGGUUGUCUGGGGCAACAAGGAAGGAUACAGCAGCGAAGAACAACUCGGGCGUGAAGCCUGCAGGUCAAUGUGGAACGUGGGUGAAGGAAGCAGAAGGAGGGAUCUUCACUUCUCCCAAUUACCCAAACAAAUACCCUCCGACCACAGAGUGUGUUUACAUCCUCGAAGCACCCCCAAGGCAGUGUAUUGAUCUACACUUUGAGGAGAAUUAUUCAAUCGAGUCCUCUUGGGAAUGUAAAUUUGACAACAUCGAGGUUCGGGAUGGACCCUUUGCCUUCUCUCCGAUUCUGGGACGGUACUGCGGCCAGCACAGCCCGCCUGAUAUCAGGAGUAGCGGCCGAUAUCUGUGGAUAAAAUUUGUAACGGACGGUGAACUGGAAGCCGUGGGAUUUUCAGCAAGUUACAACUUCACUGCAGCAGCGGAUGAAUAA
Molecule: messenger RNA, 786 nt
Organism: Notothenia coriiceps (black rockcod)
Lineage: Eukaryota; Metazoa; Chordata; Actinopteri; Perciformes; Nototheniidae
Product: neuropilin and tolloid-like protein 1
Exons: 5
Coding region: 304-786 (160 amino acids)
Biological process (GO): positive regulation of excitatory postsynaptic potential
Cellular component (GO): postsynaptic density
Molecular function (GO): ionotropic glutamate receptor binding
Source: RefSeq, a predicted model, not a curated record